This is a messenger RNA of Acomys russatus (golden spiny mouse), 4686 nucleotides long. RefSeq names its product fms related receptor tyrosine kinase 1 (gene Flt1). NCBI's taxonomy places the organism in Eukaryota, Metazoa, Chordata, Mammalia, Rodentia, Muridae. The coding region runs from base 474 to 4586 and encodes 1370 amino acids. Gene Ontology annotation, molecular function: vascular endothelial growth factor receptor activity; ATP binding. Gene Ontology annotation, biological process: protein phosphorylation; positive regulation of kinase activity; vascular endothelial growth factor receptor signaling pathway. Gene Ontology annotation, cellular component: plasma membrane; signaling receptor complex. The transcript has 29 exons. The record is from RefSeq and is a predicted model, not a curated record.
CGCUCUAGCCGGAGGACCCGCACGCCUUGCGCCUCCGCACGCGCGCUCGGCCCCGGGCCACCCGCCCUAGCUGGCUCCCGCCCCUCCGGGAGGAAGAAGAGGGUAGGUGGGGAGGCGGAUGAGGGGUGGGGGACCCCUUGACGUCACUGGAAGGAGGUGCCGGGGUAGGAAGUGGGCUGGGGAAGGUUAUAAAUCGCCCCCGCCCUCAGCUGCUCUUAAGCGAGGUCCGCGGGAGGCUCGGAGGGCGGCGGUGGCGAACACUCCCGGGAGGUGGCUGCGGCAGUUCGGAGCGCGCUCCCCGACUCAAGCGCAGCGGCUAGCAAGCGCCGGACGGCGAAGAUACCCCUCGGCGGCAGGCGCGGAGGAGGGCUCUCUCGGCGCCAGGCAGGAGUCGGAGGAGACCGGCUCGGACGGCUGCGCUGUUGGCCUUAGAGAGCGCGGGCACCCGGCCAGCAGGCCGCGUCGCGCUCAUCAUGGUCAGCUGCUGGGACACCGCGGUCCUGCUGUGCACGCUGCUCGGCUGUCUGCUUCUCUCAGGAUAUGGUUCAGGGUCAAAGUUAAAAGGUCCUGAACUGAAUUUAAAAGACACCCAGCACGUCAUACAGGCCGGCCAGACUCUCUUUCUCAAAUGCAGAGGGGAGGCGGCCCACUCGUGGUCUCUGCCUGCGACAGUGAGUAAGGAGGACAAAAGGCUGAGCAUUACCAGAUCAGCCUGCGGCAGUAACGACAGGCAGUUCUGCAGCUCCUUGACCCUGAACAUGGCGCAGGCCAACCACACGGGCCUCUACACCUGUAGAUACCUCCCUGAGUCUACCUUGACGAAGAAAAAGAUGACGGCAGAAUCUGCCAUCUACGUAUUUGUCAACGACUCAGGGAGCCCUUUCACAGAGACGUACAGCGACAUACCUGAGGUCGUGUACAUGACAGAAGGAAGAGAACUGAUCAUUCCCUGCCGGGUGACGUCACCCAACGUCAUGGUCACCCUAAAAAAGUUUCCAUUUGACACUCUGAUCCCUGAUGGAGAAAGAAUAACCUGGGACAGUCGCAGAGGCUUUAUUAUAGCAAACGCAACAUACAAAGAAAUCGGGCUUCUGAGCUGCGAAGCCACGGUCAAUGGGCAUCUGUACCGGACAAACUAUUUGACCCAUCGGCAAAGUAAGUGCUGUCCACACGGGUGUGGGCACCAGGCACAGUCUGUUCGGUUCCAUCUGGCCUGUGAGAUCUUGACUAUUAACAUGUUUUCCCCCUUGCUUAUGCUUAUAGCCAAUACAAUCCUAGAUGUCCAAAUAAGUCCUCCAAGCCCGGUGAGAUUGCUCCGUGGUCAAACCCUUAUCCUCAACUGCACCGCCACCACGGACCUGAACACGAGGGUGCAUAUGAGCUGGAAUUACCCUGGUAAAGCCAUGAAGAGAGCAUCCAUCAGGCAGCGGAUCGACCAAAGCAAUCCCCACAACAAUAUGUUCCACAGUUUUCUUAAGAUUGACCACGUGCGGAGCCGAGACAAGGGACUCUACACUUGCCACGUGAAGAGCGGCUCGUCAUCCCAGUCUUUCAACACUUCCGUGCACGUGUAUGGAAAACCAUUUGUCCGAGUGAGGCAUCAGCGGCAGCAGGUGCAGGAAACCACAGCAGGGAAGCGGUCCUAUCGGCUGUCCAUGAAAGUGAAGGCCUUCCCCUCGCCAGAAGUCAUAUGGCUAAAAGAUGGCUCACCUGCAACAGAGAAGUCUGCUCGCUACUUGGUGCGUGGCUAUUCGUUAAUUAUCAAAGAUGUUACUCCUGAGGACGCAGGGAACUAUACAAUCCUGCUGGGCAUGAAGCAGUCGACACUCUUUAAAAACCUCACCGCCACUCUCAUUGUGAACGUGAGACCUCAGAUCUACGAGAACUCCGUGUCGUCCUUUCCCAGCCCGCCUCUCUACCCACUGGGCAGCAGACAAGCCCUCACCUGCACUGUGCACGGCAUCCCUCAGCCUACGAUCGAGUGGCUCUGGCACCCCUGUCACCACAAUCACUCCAAGGAAAGGUAUAACCUCUGUUUGGAGAGUGAAGACUCCUUCGUCCUGAAUCCUGACAGCCACGUAGGAAACAGAAUUGGCAGCAUCACACAGCGCAUGAUGGUCAUAGAAGGAACCAAUAAGACGGUUAGCACCUUGGUGGUGGCUGAUUCGAGAACCUCUGGGAUCUACAGCUGCAGAGCUACCAAUAAACUAGGAACAAUGGAGAGACACAUACAAUUCUACGUCACAGAUGUGCCAGAUGGUUUUCACGUUGCCUUGGAGAAGAUACCAGCAGAAGGAGAGGAUCUGAAACUCUCCUGUGUGGUCAGUAAGUUCCUGUACACAGACGUUGCCUGGCUCCUGCUCCGGACACUUCACAACAGAACCGUGCGCCACAGCAUCAGCAAGCAGAGGAUGGCCACCACCCAAGAGUACUCCAUCACUCUGAACCUCCUCAUCAAGAAUGUGUCCCUGGAAGAUUCGGGCACCUAUGCCUGCAGAGCCAAGAACAUAUACACAGGGGAAGAAGUCCUUCAGAAAACAGAUGUUGUCAUUAGAGAUCAGGAAGCCCCACACCUGCUUCAAAACCUCAGCGACCACAGAGUAUCCAUCAGCAGCUCCACAACCUUAGACUGCCAAGCUAGCGGUGUCCCCAGGCCUCAGAUCACUUGGUUCAAAAACAACCACAAAAUACAACAAGAGCCUGGAGUUAUUUUGGGACCCGGAAACAGCACGCUGUUUAUUGAAAGAGUCAAGGAAGAGGACGAAGGUGUCUACAGGUGCAGAGCGGCCAACCAGAAGGGGACCGUGGAAAGCUCCGCCUACCUCACCGUGCAAGGGACCUCGGACAGGUCAAACCUGGAGCUGAUCACGCUCACGUGCACCUGCGUGGCUGCCACUCUCUUCUGGCUCCUGUUGACACUCUUCAUCCGAAAACUGAAGCGGUCUUCCUCUGAAGUAAAGACGGACUACCUGUCCAUCAUCAUGGACCCAGAUGAAGUCCCCCUGGAUGAGCAGUGUGACCGGUUGCCCUAUGACGCCAGCAAGUGGGAGUUCGCGAGGGAGAGACUUAAACUAGGCAAAUCGCUCGGGAGAGGGGCUUUUGGGAAAGUGGUUCAAGCGUCUGCGUUCGGCAUUAAGGAAUCACCCACCUGCCGGACUGUGGCCGUAAAGAUGCUGAAAGAGGGGGCCACAGCCAGUGAGUACAAAGCUCUGAUGACUGAACUUAAGAUCCUGACUCACAUCGGCCAUCACCUGAACGUCGUUAACCUCCUGGGAGCCUGCACCAAGCAAGGAGGACCCCUGAUGGUGAUUGUGGAGUACUGCAGAUACGGGAACCUGUCCAACUAUCUCAAGAGCAAGCGCGACUUAUUCUUUCUCAACAAGGAUGCAGCCUUGCAUACGGAGCCCAAAAAGGAAAAGCUGGACCCAGGCCUGCAGCAGGACCAGAAAGCCAGACUCGACAGCGUCACCAGCAGCGAGAGCUUCGCCAGCUCCGGCUUUCAGGAAGAUAAAAGCGAGAGCGACACUGAGGAAGACGAGGGUUGCAGUGAGAUCUGCAAGCAACCUCUCACCAUGGAGGACCUGAUCUCCUACAGUUUCCAAGUGGCCAGAGGCAUGGAGUUUCUGUCUUCCAGAAAGUGCAUCCAUCGAGACCUGGCAGCGCGCAACAUCCUUUUAUCUGACAAUAACGUGGUGAAGAUUUGCGACUUCGGCCUGGCCCGGGAUAUUUAUAAGAACCCUGACUAUGUGAGGAAAGGAGAUACUCGACUCCCCCUAAAAUGGAUGGCUCCUGAAUCCAUCUUUGACAAGAUCUACAGCACAAAGAGCGACGUGUGGUCCUAUGGAGUGCUGCUAUGGGAAAUCUUCUCUUUAGGGGGUUCUCCAUACCCAGGAGUGCAGAUGGAUGAAGAGUUCUGCAGCCGCCUGAAGGAAGGCAUGAGAAUGCGAGCUCCCGAGUAUGCCACGCCUGAAAUCUACCAAAUCAUGUUGGACUGCUGGCACAAAGACCCCAAAGAGAGGCCCCGGUUUGCGGAACUUGUGGAGAAACUUGGUGACCUACUUCAAGCCAACGUCCAACAGGAUGGCAAGGAUUACAUCCCGCUCAACGCCAUACUGACAGGAAACAGUGGUUUCACAUACUCGGCCCCCACCUUCUCUGAGUACUUCUUCAAGGAUGGUUUCACAGCUCCACAGUUUCAUUCUGGAAGCUCUGAUGAUGUGAGAUAUGUAAAUGCUUUCAAAUUCAUGAGCCUGGAAAGAAUCAAAACCUUUGAGGAGCUUUCGCUGAAUGCCACCUCCAUGUUUGAGGACUGUCACCUGAACACCAGCACUCUGCUCUCCUCCCCCUUCCUGAAGAGAUUCACCUGGACUGAGACCCAGCCCAAGACCGCCAUGAAGAUAGACUUGAGAACAACAAGUAAAAGCAAGGAGUCGGGGCUCUCUGACAUCCCCAGGCCCAGCUUCUGCUUCUCCAGCUGUGGUCACAUCAGGCCUGUGCAUGCCGACACGGAGCUGGGGAAGGAUCCGUGCUGCUCCCCGCCCCCAGACUACAACUCCGUGGUGUUGUACUCCUCGCCACCCGCCUAAUGCUUUCUAUACCGCCCCAGACAACCCACCUUUGACAGUAUUAGCCGUAUGAGUUUACACCUCUUCUUCCCACAGGAGCCUGCUGCUUUUGGUGACUUUU